UCACAGCUUCACGAGAUCGAUGGCUGUUUCUAGUCGUAUGGUGAAAUCGGCUUGAUAAGGGAGACCGUGAAUAGUCGGGCCUCCUUUGCGAGACCCUUGCCCAUUCUAGCUGGAUUUAUGUUUGGCUUGGAUCUACAUGUGCCAAAAUGAGAUUGGAUUUAAACUCAGUAGGAUAGUCGCAACACGGAUACUGCCUUCUCAUUUAUAGACAAUGUUAAUAAUUAUCAGACAUCGAAAAGAGUGUGAUGUGGAAGUGGACUUGAGAUCAUAAGAGAUGAGCGUGAGGAUGCGACGCCAGUCCUCCAAUACUUCAGGGGAGAACGACAUAAGGCUACGAAAUAACCGGUCGGGCAGUCAUGUCCAGCAGGAGAGUCCACCCUCCUCCCCCUCCAACACCAAUGACCGAGGGUCCCGUGCCUGCUGCUUUUGUUGGUGCUGUUGUUGUUCUUCUUCAUGCCUUACAGUCAAAAAUGGCGACGAAGGACCCGAAAGUUCAAAGGCUUUAGGACCAAUUAAUGAAAAGGAUGAUCCACCCACGCUAGAGGAUAUCAAGAUGUGGGGAGAGUCCUUUGAAAAACUCAUGAAGAGUAAUGGUCGAAAAGUCUUUAGGGAAUUUCUACGAUCAGAAUAUAGCGAAGAAAAUAUGCUGUUCUGGCUAGCAUGUGAAGAACUUAAGAAAGAAGAAAACCCUGAGGUUGUAGAAGAAAAGGCCAGAUUAAUAUAUGAAGAUUACAUAUCUAUACUUUCUCCUAAGGAGGUUAGUUUAGAUUCAAGAGUUCGGGAAGUUAUCAACAGAAAUAUGGUGGACCCAACACCUCAUACAUUCGACGAAGCACAGCUGCAAAUAUUCACCUUAAUGCAUCGCGAUUCCUACCCUCGAUUCUUGAACUCACAAAUCUACAAGAAAUUACUACAACAGUGCUCAUGAGAGUCCCAUUACCUGUUAUUUUGAUACUCGUGUUAUGGCGGCAUAUAUUCAGCGCGGGGAAACGUUUAUAACUAUUCUCCCGGGGAGGGGAUGGGGUGCUGAAGCAGACGAUUACACAACUACGGCCCGAGGACAAAAUAUAGGCAAUAUUCUAUUCUGCAGUGGAGGUGUAAAGGGGCAUGGCAUGUGCAAGAACGGCGCUGCUGUAGCUCACUCCUCAGUUCGGGAGAGUAGAAAAGGGAGACGGGCCUUUUCAAGGAACCAGUACAAACAGAACCCCAGAAUUUGGACAUAUUUCCCCGCAGACAAGUUGAGGAGUCGUCCUGUCGUCAGCAGACUGGAUGAGUUUGUGUUUCUCCCACAGACUGGAAGUGCAGGCUGCUGGGUGAAUGGAUGGUGUAUAGAAUGUGCCCACUGUCCACGGGCUCCUCGUGGCUAACCUCCUCUAGGAUAAUAUGACGUUGGUUGUUUUUAACACUUUUAUCACUGGUGUCCCACAUAAUCAGAGACCUCACAGGCUGUGUUUUUCCGUCAUGUGGGAAGAGAAAUUUUCCACGUGCCCAGUAAUCGAAAAUUCUCGACUCAUAUAGUAACCGUGUUCGUUAAUGUGAUUACAACAUUUUUGAUGUAUUCUUUUCUUUUACUUAUUGUUAUUUUUAAGUUCGUUUUUAAUGUUAAUCUUUAUUUUGGAUAAAUGCUAAAAUACCGUUGCAGAUGGGUAAUAGAAAUCUGAACUUUACAAUGCUCUCCUCAGCAGGAGGAAGGAUUUUUCCCGUGUGACGUCAUCUCCACGUGUCAUUGCAUCAUGUUCGUAUGUGAAAGAGGAUCUGUAGAUGAGUGCGACUCACUAACGUUCUUAAAAGUAUAGUGGGACCAACGUGCACAUACCAGUGAAAUAUAUUUAUCAUUUUUGUAUGAACGCUACUUCAGAUUGUCGGCUGUCAAAUUUUGGUUCUUGGUUUGCUUCUUAGAAGUACUGGGAAUGUAGAAGUCCAUAGCGUCAUGUCAAGUUUUUUCAAGGCGCUUCUGAGUGAUUCCACCGCAUAUGUAAAGAGUUAAUUUCGUCUUGAGUAGGACACGUGUACAUGAAUAGAGAUAAACCUGAGCUUCGUCUGUUUCAUGACAGCGCAGAUAUCGUAAUUAAAUAUUUCCACAUUCGAGUAAAGACUCGUUUUGGUAUGACAAGCAUACGAUGAAAAAAUAUUCUAUUUCACGCAAAGAAAUGUUAUAAGUAAAUACAGCGGAGAUUAUCAGUUUCUCUAUACCAACACGUAUGAAUAGUGCUUUCUCAGUAAUUCCAUCUAAGUAAUGUUAUAGACCAGGCUUACUAGCACUAUGCAACGGAAGAACACGUGUGUUAUUAUCUCGAUGUUUAUCAUAAUUUACUCUAUUUCUCUUGUACACGAAAUGACUAUAGGGGGCCUACCUGGCUGCCACAAGGCCCUGCGCAGCUGUAUUGUACUUAAUGCCUCAAGCGUAUAAUUUCGAAUGUGUUAUACUGUUCUCGUUAUUCCAAGGAUCUUUUGAUAUGUAGCAAUAACACAGUUAUCGUGCUAUUUUCGUUCUGGUUACUUAAUUUUUUUUCACAAGCUGUUUAUUUUAUGAAGAGUAUUUAUGUUUUCAUUUCGGUUCCAGAUAAAUUUAUUUUAAUUUUUUCUCUUGGAUGUACUGUUUACAGAGAUUACGAUUUGUAUAUAUGCUCAAACGCAUAAUCCGGCUGGUUAACGUAUGGACACAACUGACAGGCCAAAACGUCAUGGCUUCUAUGUAAAUGCAUAAUCCUACCACAAGGUCCAUAAUACAGAAGCGCAUCAUUCUUUAUUGAAGUUUCGUUCCAUCUAGUCAUUGUUGCACAAUUUGAAAAUAUUAUAAAACACACAGUCCCAUUUUAUUGUUAGCUUCUUAAGCAAAGGAGAUAGUUAUUUUUGCAUAUUUUAUUUGUUGAAACUGUAAUAUUUGUUAUAUUAUGGACGGUGUGUCUAAGCGUCUUAAAUGAAGAAGCUAUAUGUACCUUCACAACUACAGGGCCACAAAGAUAAUGAAUUUUAUUUUUAAUGCGCAACCCAUUAAACCCAGACUACCAUGUAUGCGAUAUAUUUUUCAAAAAAUAGACUGAAAACAAACAUUUCAUAGCCGCCCCAAUGUCGACACCAAGUUCAAAUACCAUUUCACACAGAAUUAUUGACAAGAGUGUCUUAAAUGCUUUAAUCCAAAUUUCCAACAACUUGGUUUUCUGAAAGACAUCGCGUUCAUAAGGGAUAUCUCUUCUGGAUCCUGUUAUGAGAAAUAACGACCCAAUCUGAACUCGUUAACUAAUGCAUACUGCGAUACAUCUAUGUAUGUUCCAUAUUUCAUGAAAUCUCUGACUUACGGGCUACCUUCAUAAGUCCCUCAGUUUAUUUGCAUGAUCUAAUUUCAGGCAAUGAUUACUGCUCAUUUUGUCACUUAUCUUAGUGAUUUUGUGUGUGACUUUUUUUCAAGCGUUUUGACGUUCGAUAGCCUUGUAAAAUGUGGUGUGUAUUGUCAUGCCCUUAUUCGCACAAGUUUAGUUGUCAACUGUUGUCGCUGUUGUGUGCAUGUGCAACCUACCAUUUGGUCCCAAGGACUGGCUUUUGGUAGUUCUAAGUUAAUUGUUAGGGCAAUCUGGCCCGCGAGCAUGUUGAUUGGGUGUUUUGGAAACUUAAACACUUGGUUGAAGCGUGUUUACCCUUGGGAAAUUUAGUGCGAGAUAGAAUGGAUCGGUUUAAAUGCAUGCAUGAUUGCAGAAGGGAAUCCAUUUCAUGAUAUCGUAUGCUACUUUUCUGGCCUUCAUACCAAAGAAACUCAAGGGCUUUUGAUCUUCGUUUCCCAGUCUUCUGACAACAUAAUUUGUUAAAUUGAAAGUACAGUGAUAUAUGACGAAAUUUGUUACAGUAUAUAUUCUUCCUCUUUGAAGAUGGACACUGAGAGUAAUCUGAAAUCAACUUGAUUUUAAAAAAGUUAAGAAACAGCGUUAAUAAUGCUGGAUAUAGGGUGUAAUGUGUAAUUACACACAAUCCAAAGCCUAAUGUCGUAUAGAGGCUGUACACUAGCUUGGUUGAUAAACUCAGAAGAAAAAAAACGGCGCCAACUGAUCAACUCUUUAAAGCGGAAAGCAGAUAACUUGAUAUGAAUUUGCAACAAAAACAUAACUAACACUCUGUUUUCCUCACACCGCACUCCCCAUGGAUAAAUGUUGUGACUUUCUUUACUAUAUGGUUUCCUUGCUGUGUGAAUAUUAAUGGACCUAGUACAAAGGCCUUGGUGGAUUUUGUCACCAGAUAUGCGAUAAAAAUUAACUUUUACCGCACAGCAUUAAAAGUAGUUGGAGAUAAAAUAUAUUAAUCCGUCUUUAAACAAUAUCUUGUGUUUCAAAAGCGCGUUUAUGUUUGUGAAAAAAACUUCAGUAGUCAAGAAUUUCAAUGCACCAGAUAUGUGUUAUUUCCUAUACCAGAAAGUCAAAUGGCACCGCCCGGCUUCCGAACAUAUUUUAUAACUGACUCUUUAGUGUCAAAGAUAUACAUGUGUGUGAGAUGAAAUCAAAGCGAAUGAAUGUGAUUUGUAUGGAAAUGAAGUGUAGUAAAUGAUGAACUAAGUAGUUGUUUAAAAUUUUCUAAUUAAUAUACACACAAAAAAACCUGCGGUGAUAUUGUGUUCUGUAUGUUAUAUAGUUACUCUACGUGUAAUUUAAAUGGUUGACAUUAUUUCACAUUCGAAUUGAGUGUUGUUGUUAUAAUAAACUACUCAACAGUGAAUGACAAAACAAGUUUUUCUACUUGUAUACCGAGAAAAGUUAGAUUUCUUUCCUUAUUGUGAUAUACACUUACAAUGAUGUGGUGUAAAUGUUUUAUUAUUUAUGUCUGUGUCUUGUAAUUGUUUACCGUGACC
Liolophura sinensis is the source of this 4834-nucleotide messenger RNA. Its product is annotated as regulator of G-protein signaling 17-like. Bases 275 to 928 code for a protein of 217 amino acids. The transcript is spliced from 7 exons. The record is from RefSeq and is a predicted model, not a curated record. NCBI's taxonomy places the organism in Eukaryota, Metazoa, Mollusca, Polyplacophora, Chitonida, Chitonidae.